AUGGAGUCUCGUGUGGGAAACAAGUUUCGGCUUGGCCGGAAAAUCGGAAGCGGUUCGUUUGGGGAGAUCUAUCUCGGUACUCAUAUUCAAACGAAUGAAGAAGUCGCAAUCAAGCUUGAAAAUGUGAAGACGAAACAUCCGCAGCUGCUCUAUGAAUCCAAGCUAUACAGAAUUCUGCAAGGAGGAACUGGUGUUCCAAAUGUCAAGUGGUUUGGUGUUGAAGGAGACUACAAUGUUCUGGUGAUGGAUUUACUUGGGCCUAGUCUUGAAGACUUGUUUAAUUUCUGUAGCAGGAAACUUUCUUUGAAGUCUGUCCUCAUGCUUGCCGAUCAAAUGAUCAACCGUGUUGAGUAUUUCCAUUCAAAAUCUUUCCUUCACCGAGAUCUCAAGCCAGACAAUUUUCUCAUGGGUUUAGGAAGGCGCGCAAACCAGGUCUACAUCAUCGACUUUGGUCUUGCUAAGAAAUACCGGGAUAAUACUACACACCAGCACAUUCCCUACAGAGAAAAUAAGAAUCUCACUGGGACUGCAAGAUAUGCUAGUAUGAACACUCACUUGGGAAUUGAGCAAAGCCGAAGGGAUGAUCUAGAAUCUCUUGGUUACAUUCUCAUGUAUUUCCUAAAAGGAAGUCUUCCAUGGCAAGGGCUUAAAGCUGGAACCAAGAAACAAAAGUAUGAGAGAAUCAGCGAAAAGAAAGUAUCAACAUCAAUUGAGUCCUUAUGCCGAGGUUACCCAUCCGAAUUUGCAUCUUACUUCCACUACUGCCGUUCCCUUCGGUUUGAUGAUAAACCAGAUUACGGUUAUCUCAAGAGAAUAUUCCGGGAUCUCUUUAUCCGCGAAGGGUUUCAAUUUGAUUAUGUCUUUGACUGGACCAUAUUGAAGUAUCAACAAUCACAACUAACCGCUCCUCCAUCACGUGGCCUCUCAACCCCUGCGGCUGGAACUAGUGCGGGUUUGCCUCCAGGAUUGACCAGCGUCGAUAGAUACGCAGGCGAGGAAGGAGGGAGACCACCGAUGGAUUCAUCAAGGAGGAGAAUGUCAGGAGCUCUUGAUAGCUCUGGGAACUUGUCAUCAAUGGCUGUUAAAGGCCCAAUGAUGCCAAGCUCGUCGCUGUUUGCACAAUCAGCAGGAUCGUCGAGGAGAGUAACGUCGGAUGAGCUACAGAGAUGCCGUACGAGCGGCGGAUUAAGAAACUCUCCGGUGGUUUCAACGUCGGAAGGGAAGAGAUCUUCUUCCACAAGAAAACAUUACGAUUCUGCGAUCAAAGGCAUCGAAAGCCUCCAAGUCUCCGACGAAAGGUUUCACCACCAUUGA
Arabis nemorensis is the source of this 1314-nucleotide messenger RNA. NCBI's taxonomy places the organism in Eukaryota, Viridiplantae, Streptophyta, Magnoliopsida, Brassicales, Brassicaceae. The record is from the annotation of a GenBank genome assembly.